AUGGAGACAAUCUUUACUGCCGUUCCUUGUCUUUCCCCGCUCAAGGUACAAGUAGCGGUCACCUAUCUUGUGGAGCAAGGAAGGCAUUGGUGGGAUAGUGCAAGACCUUCUGAUAUAUCUCAGUUAGACUGGGAUACCUUCAAGCUGAUGUUCUAUGAUCACUUCUUUUCGAAGGAGUUACAAAUGGAAAAGCAAUUCCUGUUCUAUUCCUUGAAGCAGGGAGAGAUGCAUGAGGAUCAGUUUAUCACAAGGUUUAUAGACUUGGCGAAGUAUGUGCCCAGGCAGACGGAAGAUCAUUCAUUCUGGCUAGCUCAACAAUUGAUGAAUCGUGCAAGGCCAGAGCUGAAACAGCAAUUGGCCCUGUUAGAGGUCAAUACAUUUGAGGAGAUGUCUGUGAAGCUGCGGGUUGCGGCUAGAAGGACAAGAGAGGUGGUAGAGGCAAGGAAGGCUGAGAAUCAAGCUAGAGCAGCCUGUUAUCCUGGUCCUACAGGAGGAGUGGGGAAGUGGUGUGACAGGAAGAGGAGUCAGUAUAGCUCUGGGAGCUCAAGUAGCUCAGGGAGAAAUAGGAAUCAAGGGCAGAAUCAGAGGGCGAACGCUCAGAGGGGCUUUAUGCAAAGGCGCCAGAAUCUAAACAAUCAAACUGGCGGGGGACAGGGCUCCUGUCGAGAUUCAUCAGUGACCACCCCGAGUGUUACUGGACCGUGCCCCAAAUAUGGGGUUAGGUAUGCGGGGCAAUGCUGGGAGUGCUUUCGAUGCCACCGGUGGGGACAUAUUGCCAGAAACUAUCCAGAGAGUCAACCGACACCUCAAGCUAGCCGUUCUACUGUUCCGGCACGUGUAUAUGCCAUGACAAAUGAGGAGGCUUCUGCAUCUCCGAACUUGAUUCGAGGUAACAUUCUACUUGAGGGGCAUGUUAUUUCUGCUUUAUUUGACUCAGGUGCUAUGCACUCCUUUAUUUCUGUGGACUAUGCUCAGAAGUUGAGCUUGCUUGUGGUUGAGCUACCUUAUGAUUUGAGAGUGUCUACUCCUGCUGGAGUCUCUGUCGUAACUGGAAGAGCAUGUCUAGAGCUUGCACUUCAGUUUGAGAACCAAGUUCUACAAUAG
This is a messenger RNA of Neltuma alba, 1104 nucleotides long. RefSeq lists its product as uncharacterized. Lineage: Eukaryota; Viridiplantae; Streptophyta; Magnoliopsida; Fabales; Fabaceae. The transcript has 2 exons. The record is from RefSeq and is a predicted model, not a curated record. The coding region runs from base 1 to 1104 and encodes 367 amino acids.